CCGAGCACAGCAGAUAAGUGAACAGUGUCUCCAUGAGGACUGUGUGACAAAGUUCUCCUCCCAGUUUCCUAUGACGGCUUGGGAAUGGGUAACGUUGAUCUAAUGGCAAGAACUGGAGGAAACUCUGACAGCUGCUCGGGAAAGACACCAGGAGAAAUCCGACAAUAUUUACAAGGAAUAAUAAUGGUGUGGCCCUGUGUUUAUUGAUGUGACCAAACAAGUUGGACUGAGUCCCAUUCCAGUGGUUCUGUUGGAGGAUGGCCACUGCAGCAGAGGACCCCCAUCUGGGCUCAGGUCCAGAUGAUGACGACACAUCAGGACAGGACUCGGAAUCUGACAGUAUCCUCUCUGAUGACUCUGUGCUCCCUGACUACACGAAGGAGGAAGAAACCAGCAGUACAGCCAACACGGUGUAUGAGGCAUGUGCCCGCAAUGACUCUGCCGCUCUAAAGAGAGUUCUGGAGAGAGGGGUGACAAAAGAGGAGGUGAUGGAGCAGGACAUCAAUGGAUGGAAUGGCCUGAUGGUGGCUUGCUGUAAGGGUUUUCUUGAUAUUGUGCACAAGCUCCAUGACUGUCCCUUUAUAGACGUAAACCUCCAGGACAAUGAAGGCAACACUGCACUAAUGAUUGCAUCUCAGGGAGGUCAUGUAUUAACGGUGAUGUAUCUCCUGAACUACUACCCUGGUGUAGACACAGAGAUGAGGGACUGCAGAGGGUUCACAGCCCUCAUCAAAGCUGCUAUGACUGGCCGCUGUGACGUCGUAGCUGCUCUUGUUAUGGCUGGGGCAGAUAUAAAUGCAGUAGACUCUUUCCGGGGAAAGUGUCCUCGGGACUGGGCUCUGAAAACAGGUCGCUAUGAGACCUUUCAUCGUCUUCGUCGCCUCACGAUGCGCCCAAAAGCUGAGCAGUUCUGUGACAGCUACGUCCCAGAAUGGCCCGAGCUCAAAGAGAGGGUGGCCAAAGCAACAUCAGAGAAGAGUUCAGCAGGAAAGAUCACACUACGGAUCAAAAACACAUUUGGAUUCAGGUUUCCGCGUGACCCCCAGGACAACGGGGUCAUGGAUCACAUGGUGCGCAUGACCACCAGCUUCCGCUCUCCUCUCAUUGCAACGGCCUGCCAUCCACUGUGCCCCACAAGCCCACCAGAGGUGGGGAAGAGACGGCUCGCAGUGCCAGAGCUAGUACAGAAACAUCCACAGAGGGAGCUGGAAGAGAGCUCAGUGUGCCAUAGCAACGGCUCAGUCUCUCACAUCAUGCCCUCAAUCCACUCUGCAGAGACAGUGGCUUCGAUGUGCUGCCCUGACACCGAGCGGAGAGGCAGCAUCCUCUCUGUGGCCUCCAACAAGGUGGUCACAGCAUUCAUUCCUCGAAGCAUGGCGAGGCGGAACAGCGUCUUCCCCUCUGGGUGUAUUCCUCAGAUCAGUGUGAACAGGCCUUCAGACCAAACACCGAAGAAAGAAAAGAAAAAGAAGAAGAAAGACAAGGGCUACCUGGAGCCACCUAAGUGGAAAUACAAGGAGCAGAAGGAAGAGAGAAAGAAAGAGAAGAAAAAUGCAGAGAAAGAAAAGGAAGAAAAAGCAAAUAAAAAGGAAAAAGGCAGCAGAAAGACAAAGAAUUAAUAAUCCUACUUUCAGGAACAUUUUCCUCAAAACUUCUAAUUGUUUAAUCAACAUGUUUCAACAACAAAGCUCCUAAGUGUGUGCCUUGGAGUUUGUAGCCAUUCAGGUUCAUGCCUGUCCUACCCAUAGAACAGCUUGUCUCUAAACACUGAGGUCCAGGAAGCUUUCCGUGUAGGUGUUAAAAAUCUUUUGGCAAGGUUUUACAGUAACUUAUAAAAAUUCACUAACAUACAUUAUAUGCAUGAAGCUGUUCACUAUUGUUUAUAAAAAAAAAAUACUAUUUUUUUGUGAGUAUUUUGUAAAUAAUCAAGCAAUAACUAACCUUUUAUGAUAUAGACAAAAACAGUUUAGACACAUAAGACUCAUAAUCACCCAUUUUCUAUCAGGUUCAGUGCCUAUCUCAUCACAAAAUCAUUAAAACAAAGAACCCACUAUGUAAUAUAUACAGUAUCUGGCACCAAUCCAGCACUAACAUGGUGGUAUAAGUAUCAGUGAGUACCGACAAAUAGGGCACUGAUACCAUUUUGAGAGCCAAAAGUUUAUUCAAGUACUGUCACCCAUUCAAGGUAGUCAAUAAAAAGUUCUACUGGAUUCACUUUGUUUUAGUCUUUUUCCUGUUUCACAAAGGUAGGCAGCAGCUUGACAAAGCCAUGAUGGCAAUUAUUUUACAUCCAAGUAGUAUGCAGUUCUUCAUAUAUACACACACACACACAUCAAUUUCAAACAGAUGGUCUCAGUAUGGUAUCUGUGACAGCCAAUACUCCACAGCCAGGUAUCGGGGCCAAAAAAUGUAAUCGGCGCAAAACGAAUAAAUAUCAGUAUUUUUUAAUACAUGGUUUUAAUAUCAGAGUUGGAUCAGUGCAAAUUAUUAUUAUUUUUUUUUGCUGUAUAAUACAUGUAAGGACUUCCUUCCUUUUUCGGUACAGUGCUGUGCAAAAGUAUACAUGCAUCCAUUUUUUUGUUAAAACUACAAACCUAAAAAAAAAAUAAUAUUUCAUACUUUAUCUAUAGCAGGAUGCAGUUUGAGAUUGCAGAAAACUACCUCCAUACAUAAGCAACACAGAUACAACAUAACAUCUUGCAGGAUCAGUCAAAAAGGAUUAGAGUUUUGUAUUUAGCUUCCUUUAAUUUGAUAUCCUUAAAUAAAAUCCUGUGCAGCAAAUUGUCUUUAGAAGCCAUGACUUUUUAAAAAGUCAUUAUGUUGUAAAGGUACUAACUCUAUAAAUGCAGCUGGUUCACAAUGACCUCAGAAGUUUGUUUAAGAACAACAGUAAGUAAAAAGAAGCUUUAAAAUCAUGGCCACAGCAAACAGUUUAGGGAGAAGUUUGUGGAGAUGUUGAAAGGAGAGUUAUAACUAUGUGACAAUAAACCAACCAAGUGCAUCUUCCUGAUCACACCAUCCAUAGAGUGAAAGAUGGUGGCUGCAGAAUCUUGCUAGGGAAAUGCUUGCCUUUGGCAGGGAAACAGAAUAUGGUCAGAGUUGAUAGAUAAACAUACAAACAGAGCCAUGCUGGGAUGAUUAAAGAAUAUGCAUGCAAAAUAUUAUCUCAUGUGUAAAGCCCAAAAAAAAUGUACCUUUAGAGAGAAGGUUGGUUAUGAAGCAUUGUCAGGAAUAAAGCCAGUCUAAAAAAAAAGCACUUUUCAGAUCUGUGUUCCUCAAA
This is a messenger RNA of Cyprinodon tularosa, 3280 nucleotides long. RefSeq names its product ankyrin repeat domain 33Ab (gene ankrd33ab). NCBI's taxonomy places the organism in Eukaryota, Metazoa, Chordata, Actinopteri, Cyprinodontiformes, Cyprinodontidae. Bases 258 to 1619 code for a protein of 453 amino acids. The record is from RefSeq and is a predicted model, not a curated record. Gene Ontology annotation, molecular function: protein binding. The transcript is spliced from 5 exons.